Molecule: messenger RNA, 1053 nt
Organism: Tetrahymena thermophila SB210
Lineage: Eukaryota; Ciliophora; Oligohymenophorea; Hymenostomatida; Tetrahymenidae
Exons: 1
Source: RefSeq, a predicted model, not a curated record
AUGAACAAAGAAGAAAAUUCUUGCAAAGGCUCAGUUGACUCUAAGGCAGAAACUGCUCCUUCAAGCGCUAUGAAAAUUGAAGUGAUGAGUCAUGAAAAAGUUUUCUUAAUAAAUAAAGAAUAAAUGAAAUGUAAUAAGCAAGAUCAUGACAAUAAUAGACUUAAAUUCUUGUGCAUCGAUCCUGCCUGCAAGAUUGAAGCAAAAUUAGCCUGUGCUGAGUGUAUCUUAAACGAUCACUAUUAACACAAAUACGUUGUUUUAGAAAAGUUUACUUCAGAAGUUUCUGAAAAAUAUAUUAAGAUUAAUAAGUAAGCCAAAGCUUUAGAAUAAGAAAAUUAGAUGGAAGAAUUUUAAAAGACAAUCAGUGAAGAAGUUCAUGCUGAAUUUGAAGAAAUCAAGCAGCUGGUAAUAAAAUCUUUCGAAGAAUUCGAAAAGGAAUACCUUCAAAACGUCUCUAAAAUUUUAGAAAGCGGCAAGCUCAAAAUGGAUCACCGCGAUAAGUUUUAAGUCAUUGAAAAUCUUACCCAAAAAGAAUUUGGAAAAUUCGACCCAUAAGAUAUUUCUCAUAUAAUUGACUUCUACCAAGACGAUAAAAUUGAAAAAGCUUUGGAAGAAAAUGAAAAGCACCUAAUCAAAACUAAGGGAGCUAUAAGCAAAAAGCAAGUAAAAUACUUCGAAAAGUUCCGCACCAUCGUAAAGGACAUAUUGAAAAACUGCAAAACUACACCAAUUAAAGAGAGUUCUAUCUCAUCACCUGUUUCUUCUUCAAUGAAUCUCUCUGCUACUAAUUCUUCAAACAAUGCAAGCUAAUCUUAAAAUAGUCAAAAUAGUAGCAGUUAAGAUGAAAAGAAGAAGAGAAGAUUAACUAUUAGCGAAGAAAACAAUAUAAUUUAUGAUGCUCCUGCAGUUAAUUAAAGUAACUUUAAGAGCAUCAGUGAGCUUUAGUCUUUUGCCCAAAGAUCUUUUGCAGGUGAAACAAGAAGAUUCUCUAAUGCCGUCCACAAAAAAAUAAAAACUGAAUAAUAUCAAACUUAACCAAUAUCUACUUAAUGA